Messenger RNA from Echinops telfairi (small Madagascar hedgehog), 1027 nucleotides. RefSeq names its product olfactory receptor-like protein OLF3. Gene Ontology annotation, cellular component: membrane. Bases 74 to 1027 code for a protein of 317 amino acids. Gene Ontology annotation, biological process: G protein-coupled receptor signaling pathway. The record is from RefSeq and is a predicted model, not a curated record. Gene Ontology annotation, molecular function: G protein-coupled receptor activity; olfactory receptor activity. NCBI's taxonomy places the organism in Eukaryota, Metazoa, Chordata, Mammalia, Afrosoricida, Tenrecidae. The transcript is spliced from 2 exons.
UCUGACUAAGCUUUGAUUCACAACUUCUGUCAUUCCUCACUCUCUCUGCAGAUGACUCACCCUCACGUUGUAAAUGGGCAUGUAUAACCAGACAUGGGUGACUGAAUUUAUUCUCCUUGGUCUGUCCAGUGACUGGGACACUCAGGUGUCACUCUUUGUCCUGUUCCUGGUCAUGUACCUGGUGACAGUGCUGGGGAACGUGCUCAUUGUUCUUCUGAUCAGACUGGACAGCAGACUCCACACACCCAUGUACUUCUUCCUCACCAACCUCUCCAUUGUAGACGUCUCCUAUGCCACCAGCAUCGUCCCCCAGCUAUUGGUGCAUUUUCUCUCAGAACAUAAAGCCAUCCCCUACCUGAGCUGUGCAGCCCAGCUGUUUUUCUCCCUGGGCCUGGGUGGGAUUGAGUUUGUUUUACUGGCGGUGAUGGCGUAUGACCGCUAUGUGGCUGUGUGUGACCCCCUCCGGUACUCGGCCAUCAUGCACGGAGGGCUGUGCACCAGGCUGGCUGUCUCCUGCUGGAUCAGUGGCUCCAUCAACUCUAUGUUGCAGACUGCCAUCACCUUUCAGCUUCCCAUGUGCACAAACAAUAUUAUUGAUCACCUAUCCUGUGAACUCUUAGCUGUGGUCAGGCUGGCCUGUGUGGACAUAUCUUCCAAUGAGGUCGCAAUCAUGGUUUCCAGCAUCGUCCUCCUGAUGACACCCUUCUUCCUGGUUCUCUUGUCCUACGUCCGGAUCAUCUCCACUAUUCUGAAGAUCCAGUCCACGGAGGGAAGGAAGAAGGCCUUCCACACAUGUGCCUCUCAUCUCACGGUGGUGGUCCUGUGCUACGGUGUGACUAUUUUCACUUACAUCCAGCCCAAUUCCAGCCCCAACGUUUUACAGGAAAAGCUAAUCUCCAUCUUCUAUGCUGUUUUGACACCCAUGCUGAACCCCAUGAUCUACAGCCUGAGGAACAAGGAGGUGAAGGGGGCCUGGCAGAAGCUCUCAGGACAGUUCUCUGGGCUAAGAUCAAAAUUGUCAGCUUGA